CACCCAUUCAAAUCUCAAACUCCAUUCCUCUCGCCAUCUCCUAUCCCUUUCCCCUUCUCUCUCUCUCUUCCCUCUUCCUGUUAACCACCAGAGCAAACACACUGAACAACAAACCUCCCUCUUCUCCUCUCGUUCAUGGAGUUUCAGAGGCGCCAAGACCACAGCCUCUCCGAGAGGAAAGGGCAGAAGCGGAAGCUAGAUGACCAAUUGCACGACGACCGGCAGAUCUCGCUCUCGCCGCCCACCGCCGACGAACGUGCGGCACUGCUCGCAGACGUCGCCGUACAGGUCUCCGUCCUCGACUCUACUUUCACGUGGAACGAAUCCGAUCGAGCCGCGGCCAAGCGCGCCACUCAUGCGCUUGCCGAUCUCGCUAAGAACGAGGAAGUUGUGAACGUGAUUGUUGAAGGAGGUGCGAUUCCGGCGUUGGUUAAGCAUCUUCAGGCGCCACCUCUGAGUGAUUUUGCUCAGAAGCCAUUGCCAUUUGAGCACGAGGUUGAGAAAGGGAGCGCGUUCGCUCUAGGACUUCUUGCCGUUAAGCCAGAACAUCAGCAGCUCAUUGUUGACAGUGGUGCCUUAACACAUCUUGUUGAUCUCUUAAAGAGGCAGAAAAAUGGUUUAACUUCUCGUGCCAUUAACAGUCUCAUACGUAGGGCUGCGGACGCCAUUACUAAUCUUGCUCAUGAGAAUAGUAGCAUUAAAACCAGUGUCAGGAUGGAAGGUGGAAUUCCACCACUUGUUCAUUUGCUUGAAUUUGCCGAUACAAAAGUGCAAAGAGCAGCUGCUGGUGCACUUCGAACCCUAGCUUUUAAAAAUGAUGAAAAUAAAAACCAGAUUGUUGAAUGCAAUGCUCUUCCGACUCUAAUUCUAAUGCUGCGUUCUGAAGAUGCUGCUAUCCAUUAUGAAGCGGUUGGUGUGAUUGGAAACCUAGUCCAUUCUUCUCCUAAUAUAAAGAAAGAAGUUCUUCUUGCUGGAGCUUUACAACCAGUCAUUAGAUUACUUAGCUCCUGCUGCUCAGAAAGCCAGAGGGAAGCAGCCUUGUUACUUGGUCAGUUUGCAGCAACUGAUUCAGACUGCAAGGUUCACAUUGUACAGAGAGGUGCUGUCCGACCUUUGAUAGAGAUGCUUCAGUCUCCUGAUGUACAACUCAGAGAAAUGUCUGCCUUUGCAUUAGGGAGAUUGGCACAGGACACACAUAACCAAGCGGGUAUUGCACACAAUGGUGGCUUAGUGCCAUUGCUCAAGCUUCUUGACUCAAAAAAUGGGUCUUUGCAACAUAAUGCAGCUUUUGCUCUUUAUGGCCUUGCAGAUAAUGAGGAUAAUGUGUCCGAUUUCAUUAGGGUAGGUGGAGUUCAGAGACUGCAGGAAGGAGAGUUUAUUGUUCAAGCAACUAAAGAUUGUGUAGCAAAGACAUUGAAAAGAUUAGAGGAGAAGAUUCACGACCGUGUGCUGAGCCAUUUGUUAUACCUCAUGAGAGUUUCAGAAAAGGGUUUUCAAAGACGAGUUGCUUUGGCUCUUGCACAUCUUUGCUCUGCAGAUGAUCAAAGAAGAAUUUUUAUUGAUAAUCAUGGUCUUGAGUUGCUUAUUGGCCUUCUUGGCUCAUCUAGCUCUAAGCAGCAACUUGACGGUGCUGUGGCUUUAUGCAAGCUAGCCAAUAAAGCCUCGACUCUGUCUCCUGUGGAUGCUGCUCCUCCUUCUCCAACACCACAGGUCUAUUUAGGAGAGCAGUACGUAAACAAUGCUACAUUGUCCGACGUUACAUUUUUGGUUGAAGGCAAACGAUUUUAUGCUCAUAGAAUUUGUUUACUUGCAUCUUCAGAUGCAUUUCGUGCAAUGUUUGAUGGUGGUUAUAGGGAAAAGGAUGCAAGAGACAUAGAGAUCCCAAAUAUUAGAUGGGAAGUUUUUGAGAUGAUGAUGAGAUUUAUAUAUACUGGUUCAGUUGAUAUCACUGUGGAUAUUGCUCAAGAUCUACUUCGAGCAGCUGAUCAAUAUCUUUUAGAAGGACUUAAGAGACUCUGUGAGUACACGAUUGCACAGGAUAUAUCACUAGAGAAUGUGUCAUGUAUGUACGAACUUUCAGAAGCCUUCAAUGCAAUAUCAUUGAGGCAUGCAUGCAUCCUCUUUAUCUUGGAGCAAUUUCAUAAGUUGAGCGAAAGGCCAGGGCACUCUCUUCUGAUUCAGCAUAUAAUACCAGAUAUCCGCAGUUAUUUUGUUAAAGCUCUUUCAAAGACCAACUCCCAUAACUACCGACUAUAAUGUGCGGCCCUUCUACUGUUGACCUCUUAAGCAACUGUGAUGUACAGAAAAGUAGAUAUCAUUCCUUAUGUUGAACAGGAAGGGGGUCUCCUGUAUGACACCAGAGUAAUGAGCGUCUUUCCCCUCAUUUUUUUAAUGGGGUGUAAUCCCCUUUUUGUCUGUAACGUCGUCAUUAUUAUAGAUAUAGCAAAUGUGGCCCUCACGAACAUUGUUUUUUUCUUAUGCAAUAUUGUGAUGGUUAUAUUACUUCACUUCAUGGUUCUCUUCCUCAGGUGAUUUUAUACAGGGAACUACGAUUGUUGAUUUUAUGAUUUAUAGAUGUAAAUAUUGUUUCCCCCCAGUGUACAUAUGACCAUUAUUAGAUAGUUGUCUGCUAAUUUGCCAGGCCAUUAAAUCCUGUCAUCUGACAUGGAAAUGCAUUGUAAAUUGCUGUUCCAAAUACUUAAUUUUGAAUACACGUAUUAUGACCCAA
This is a messenger RNA of Lotus japonicus, 2728 nucleotides long. Its product is annotated as ARM REPEAT PROTEIN INTERACTING WITH ABF2. Bases 136 to 2256 code for a protein of 706 amino acids. NCBI's taxonomy places the organism in Eukaryota, Viridiplantae, Streptophyta, Magnoliopsida, Fabales, Fabaceae. The record is from RefSeq and is a predicted model, not a curated record. Gene Ontology annotation, molecular function: protein binding. The transcript is spliced from 19 exons.